Molecule: messenger RNA, 1931 nt
Organism: Athene cunicularia (burrowing owl)
Lineage: Eukaryota; Metazoa; Chordata; Aves; Strigiformes; Strigidae
Gene: NCF2
Product: neutrophil cytosolic factor 2
Exons: 15
Coding region: 224-1792 (522 amino acids)
Biological process (GO): superoxide anion generation; respiratory burst; phagocytosis
Cellular component (GO): NADPH oxidase complex
Molecular function (GO): superoxide-generating NADPH oxidase activator activity; protein binding
Source: RefSeq, a predicted model, not a curated record
CCCGCUGCAGCAGCAGCCUCUGCCUCACUUCCCCAUCCCGGGCUGUGUUUCACUGAUGUGAGUGAGGCCACUUCCUGCCAGGUUUGCGACACAGGCAGCGGGGAAGGCAGAAGUACAGGCAGAAAGGAGCUGGAGAGAGGCUGAGCAGCUCUGCAAGGAAGGACGAGGAGAGGAGCCAACCCAGGACUUGGCCGGGGACCCCACAUCUCGCUCCCACUGCGCCAUGUCCCUCGUGGAGACGAUCCGGCUGUGGCAAGAAGGGGUGUGCGCGGCGGAUGGGAAGGAGUGGAAGGCAGCCCUGGAUGCCUUCACGGCCGUCCAGAACCCCCCUGCCAAAAUCUGCUUUAACAUUGGCUGCAUCCACCUUGUCCUGGGGAAGCUGGCCGAGGCGGAGCAGGCAUUCACCCGGAGCAUCAGCUGUGACAAGCACCUAGCAGUGGCUUAUUUCCAGCGGGGGACGGUGUUUUACCGGAAACAGAACCAUGAAAAGGCCAUUGAGGAUUUCAAAGAGGCGCUGGCCCAGCUGCGAGGCAACCAGCUCAUUGACUACAAGAUCUUGGGGUUGCGGUACAGGCUCUUUGCUUGUGAGAUACUCUACAACAUCGCACUGGUGUACGCCACGCUGGAGGACUGGAAGAAAGCUGAAGAGCACCUGACACUGGCCAUGAGCCUGAAGAGUGAGUCCCAGCACAACAAGAUCGACAGGGCGAUGCAAGCCAUCCUGAAGCAGAAGCUCUGCGAACUGGUGGCCAUUCCUGCAGGGAAGCUGUUUAGACCAAAUGAAAAGCAAGUGGCUCAGCUGGAGAAGAAGGACUACCUGGGAAAGGCUAUGGUGGUGGCAUCCGUAGUGGACAAGGAUGAUUUUUCAGGAUUUGCUCCACUCCAGCCACAGGCCUCUGGUCCUCCACCCAGGCCCAAGACCCCAGAAAUCCUCAGCGCCCUCAAAGGGCAGCCGCAUCGUGUCCUGUAUGAGUUUGUCCCCGAGACUGCCGAGGAGCUGCAGGUCCUGCCAGGAAACAUUGUCUUUGUCCUGAGGAAAGAGAAGGACAACUGGGCAACAGUGAUGUUCAACGGAAAGAAAGGGAUCGUGCCCUGCAACUACCUGGAGCCCGUGGAGCUCCAGAACAAGCUGCAUAUCCAGAGAGAAACCCCCCUUGAAGCCGAGAUCCCAGAGUCACCCAGCUCUCCUGCUCCAGAGAAGCCACGGCGGUCACCACCAGCUUACAUUCCUGUUACUGUGAUGCAGCUGAAAGAUGAAGCAAAGGAGGCCAAAGCAGCCAUCUCCAGCCCCUGCAUCCUCAAGGUGCAUUACAAAUACACAAUCGCCCUGCAAGUCGAGCCAGGCCUCUCCUACACAGAGCUCCUGGACCUGGUUUGCAAGAAGCUAGAGCUUCAGCCCAAGCACAUGCAGCUGAGGUACAAGCCUGCAGAGAGCCAAGUGCUGGUGACUCUGAACGCAGAGAACCUGGAGGCAGCUUGGAGCCAGAGCAAGGACAACUGUCUGACAGUCUGGUGUGACAUGAUGGAGGGAGAGGGGUUUUUACUAGACAGCAAUCCCGAGGAACAGGGAUUGCAGGAGGCAACAGCAGAGGAAAUGGGACUAACCCAAGUUGUAGCACAGUAUGGUUAUGAAGCCACCCAACCUGAAGACCUGGAGUUUCAAGCAGGAGACGUGAUACUUGUUUUAUCCCAAGUGAACAAAGACUGGUUAGAAGGCCAGUGCAAUGGGAAGAUAGGCAUCUUCCCAUCUGCUUUUGUUCAAAAUUCUAACACUAAAGACCCAGAGAUGUGAUUUCAGAAGACCUUAAAGUCAUGGAUGUGGAAAGAAACUAAGAAUUCAACUGUUGCAAUUAAGUUUCUGCAUUAAUCACUGCAUCUGAAAAUGAACUUUAAAUGUUAUUGCUACUUAUAUUAAAAGCUUUAUUUUUUAU